GUUUGCUGCGCAUGCGCAACACUCCGUGCGUGCGCGCUCUAGAGGCUGCGUUCGGCGCGCGCGUGAUAAAGGCUCAGUGCUCCGAGGCGCGUGUUUGUAUGUGUUUGUGUGUAGUUUUGUGUAGUUUUGUGUAGUUAGUGAUGGUCAUCAGCACAGAAGCGGCUUAAAUGUAGAAGCAGCGCAAGAUGGCGGAUCUCUCUCUGCUGCAGGACUCGCAGGAGGACACGGAUGGAUUGUUGGAUUUCGUGUCUCAGGAUGAGAUGUUGACUCCUCUGGGCCGACUGGACAAGUACAUCAGCAGCGAGAACGUCUUCAACAGGCAGAUGGUGGCCCGCAGUCUUCUGGACACACUCCGGGCCGUCAGUGAGGAUGAGCGCGAGUGUGUGUCUGUGCUGGAGCGGAUCGACAGACUCGCAGAUGACUCAGAGCCGACGGUUCGAGCGGAGCUCAUGGAGCAGAUCCCACACAUCGCCAUCUUCUGUCAGGAGAACAGACCUUCCAUUCCGCUGGCUUUCUCCAAGUACCUCCUGCCCAUCGUGGUGCGAUACCUGGCCGACCAGAACAACCUGGUGCGUAAGACGAGUCAGGCGGCGCUGCUGGUUCUGCUGGAGCAGGAGCUGAUCGAGCGAGGAGACGUGGAGAAGCUGGUGUGUCCCGUGCUGGUGGAGCUCACGGCUCCCGACAGCAGCGACGAGGUCAAGACCGAAGCCAUGGCGAUUAUCUGUAAAAUGGCUCCGAUGGUGGGGAAGGACGUCACCGAGCGGCUCUUUCUGCCGCGCUUCUGCGAGAUGUGCUGCGACUGCAGGAUGUUCCACGUGCGCAAGGUUUGUGCGGCGAACUUCGGAGACAUCUGCAGUGUGGUCGGAGGAGAGGCGACCGAGGAGCUGCUGCUGCCGCGGUUUCUCCAGCUGUGUUCUGAUAACGUGUGGGGCGUGAGGAAGGCCUGCGCCGAGUGCUUCAUGACCGUCUCCUCGGCCUCGUCUCCAGAAGUGCGCCGGACCAAGCUCUCGUCUCUGUUCAUCAGUCUGAUCAGCGACCCGUCACGCUGGGUGCGUCAGGCUGCGUUUCAGUCCCUCGGUCAGUUCAUCUCCACCUUCGCCAGCCCCAGCAGUAACGCGGGUCAGUACUUCAGAGACGAGGCGGAGUGGAGCGGGGCGCAGACACACAGCAGCAGCGCAGACGGCUCCUGUGAGGCGGAGGAGGGAGGAGGAGAGCAGACGGCCGAGGUGCUGAGCGCCGCGUCGCAGGAGAUCCCGGAGCAGGAGCUCUUCAACUCCUUCCACUUCUGGAGGACUCCGAUCCCUGAGAUCGACCUGGAGCUGGAGCUGCAGGAGGACCGCCGCUCCGCCGCGCCGCCGCUGGCCAGAAAACAGCUGCAGGAGCUCAUCGAGAACCUGGAGCCGCACAUCGACGACCCCGACGUCAAAGCACAAGUGGACGUCCUGACGGCUGCCCUGAGAGCCACGGCGCUGGACUCCGGACUGGAAGAUGCUUUCCUGGAGCCUCGAGCCGCUCGAUCAAACCCCUUCAGCUCCCAGCAGCCCUCAGAACACCUGUCAGCCCACACACGGAGGCGUGACUCCUCUCUACACGUGACGCGUGACGAUGAUGAUUCUGACGUGAGCGACAGCAACCUGAGCGCUGAAGAAGAGCGGAAAUACAAACAGCAGGAUGUGGUUCCGCAGGCGCUGCUGGAGCAGUAUCUGUCGAUGACGGACCCGUCUCGCGCUCAGACGGUGGAUAUGGAGAUCGCGAGGCACUGUGCGUUCAGUCUGCCGGGCGUAGCGCUGACUCUGGGACGACAGAACUGGCACUGCCUGCGCGACACGUACGAGACGCUGGCCUCCGACAUGCAGUGGAAGGUGCGGCGGACGCUGGCGUUCUCCAUCCAUGAGCUGGCUCUGAUUCUGGGUGAUCAGCUGACCGCUGCUCAUCUGGUGCCCAUCUUCAACAGCUUCCUCAAGGACCUGGACGAGGUUCGCAUCGGCGUCCUCAAGCAUCUCUACGACUUCCUCAAGCUGCUGCAUCAGGACACUCGGAGGAAGUAUCUGUAUCAGCUGCAGGAGUUCCUGGUGACGGAUAACAGUCGUAACUGGAGGUUUCGCUCAGAGCUGGCCGAGCAGCUGGUGCUGUUGCUGGAGCUGUACAGCGCUCAGGACGUCCAUGAUUAUCUGCGGCCGCUGGCGCUGUGUCUCUGUACUGACCGUGUGUCGUCUGUGCGCUGGACGUCCUACAGACUGGUGAGCGAGAUCAUCAGGAAGCUGUCGUCGUGUUCGUCUCUGCUGGUCAGUUUUCUGGGCGAGCUGGUGGAGAAGUUCUGUCACUCCUCGAAGUGGUCCAGUCGUCAGGCGUUUGCCUUCGUCUGCCAGUUGUCCAUCGAGGAGGAGUGUCUGUCUCUGGACCAGUUCUCCGAGCAUCUUCUUCCUCCUCUUCUUCAGCUGGCGUCUGAUCCGGUUCCUAAUGUCCGAGUGCUGCUGGCCAAAACCCUGCGGCAGACGCUGCUGGAGCGAGAGUAUUUUCUGAACUCCUCGAACUGCCAGCAGGCGGCGCUGGAGCACACACUCGUCGCGCUGCAGACAGACGUGGAUAAAGACGUGAAAUACUUCGCCAGCGUUCACCCCGGCAGCACACGUCUCAACGAGGACGCCAUGAGCACCACGUCCUCCACGUACUGACCCGCUGUCCCAGAAUGCACCUCUCUGAUUUCGCCACAGAAGCCUUAAUCGCGUCUUCCUUCCUCCUUCAGAGAACACGGCUGCGGACUCUGAUCUCAAGGGCUGAGCGUCGCUCUUUUAAUCGCAGCACAUUGUUGCGCUGACGGACGCGGCGCUUCGUUUCGAGUGUUUUUAACGGAUUUGGCGAGCGGUCCACCGAACAUUCAAUCUCAGAUGACUGGAGAGUUUUAAUGAUUCUGUACAUACUGCUGUGUUUUUGAUCAUGAAUAGCGCUGAUGUUAUUCUCUUAAUCUGUCCAAUAAACUUUCACACAAAAUCACU
This is a messenger RNA of Onychostoma macrolepis, 2996 nucleotides long. RefSeq names its product protein phosphatase 4, regulatory subunit 1 (gene ppp4r1). Lineage: Eukaryota; Metazoa; Chordata; Actinopteri; Cypriniformes; Cyprinidae. The coding region runs from base 186 to 2675 and encodes 829 amino acids. The record is from RefSeq and is a predicted model, not a curated record. Gene Ontology annotation, biological process: protein dephosphorylation. The transcript is spliced from 20 exons. Gene Ontology annotation, molecular function: protein phosphatase regulator activity; protein binding.